AUGGGCUCACCCGAACUGCCCACCCGCUCUGCGGCGCCGAAAGAUCACACGCUUUCCUCGAAACGUACAAAGGUCGUCAAGAAGAAAGAUCCCACAGUCCGCAAGCCCAAACAACCUGGUCGCAGGUACAUGAACGGGUUGAUGAAAGCCGAGAUUCCUGCUCGCUCAGAAUUGAUGAAGAUCGCCAAAGCCAACUCCAUCCAGUCUCCGCUUCUCAGUCUUCCGGCAGAAAUCCGCAACAAGAUCUGGCAGUAUGCUGUUGGCUAUCAUCAAGUCGACAUCCAUGAUUACUCAUGCGUUCGAAGAUGGGAUAUCAGGCUCACGCAUGUUACGCACCCUUUGACCCAAGGCCCGAACACUUCGUCCAGCUUUGUCCAACCCACUUUUGCGGUCCCCAAAGUAUGCCGCCAAAUGUACGUUGAGUCAUCGGCAAUGGUCUACAGCUUGAACAACUUCGGAUUCGAUAAUCUGGACACAUGCGACCGAUGGAUCUUGGGCCGCCCGCUCGGUCAGAGACGUCUCAUCGUCUCGGUGGACAUGCCAUUCGGGUACUACAGCCUCUAUAAGGACGGGUUCCGCAAACUCCUGCGACAGACAUUCCCGGGGAUUAUGAAAGUAUACCUGCAUACCAAAAUGGCAGAGAUGAGCCAACGUAUCGUUACUAGCACUUGGUUUCACACAGUACCUACCAGGGAGCCUCUCAACGACACUAAGCAGAGGUUCGUUGACCAAGUCAAGAAGAAGGAGGGUGAUGGAAUUGAGGUCGACUGGUACAGUGGAUCCGCCAACUCUUUGGUCUACCUCCACUAUUGA
Alternaria triticimaculans is the source of this 813-nucleotide messenger RNA. RefSeq lists its product as uncharacterized. The transcript has 2 exons. The coding region runs from base 1 to 813 and encodes 270 amino acids. Lineage: Eukaryota; Fungi; Ascomycota; Dothideomycetes; Pleosporales; Pleosporaceae. The record is from RefSeq and is a predicted model, not a curated record.